AUGCAGAAGCCAUUGCCGGAGCUGCUGAAGGAGUAUGACUUGCCAGUGGGGAUCUUUCCACGUGACGCUACCAACUAUGAGUUCGAUGAACAGACGCACAAGCUGACUGUGUUUAUUCCUCAGAUCUGUGAUGUCGGUUACAAGGACUCGUCUGUCUUGCGCUUCAAUGUCACGGUAACUGGGUAUCUUGAGAAAGGGAAGCUGUCAGAUGUUGAAGGAAUGAAGACGAAGGUGAUGAUUUGGGUUAAAGUGACUUGUAUUACAUCUGAGGGUUCAAAGGUCCACUUCACAGCUGGGAUGAAGAAAUCCAGGAGCCGGGAUGCAUAUGAGGUCCUUAGAGAUGGGAUCCGUGUGGAGAAGUUCUAA
This is a messenger RNA of Linum trigynum, 366 nucleotides long. The record is from the annotation of a GenBank genome assembly. Lineage: Eukaryota; Viridiplantae; Streptophyta; Magnoliopsida; Malpighiales; Linaceae.